Messenger RNA from Acaromyces ingoldii, 330 nucleotides. RefSeq names its product putative RPL30-60S large subunit ribosomal protein L30.e. Lineage: Eukaryota; Fungi; Basidiomycota; Exobasidiomycetes; Exobasidiales; Cryptobasidiaceae. Gene Ontology annotation, cellular component: cytosolic large ribosomal subunit. Gene Ontology annotation, molecular function: RNA binding; structural constituent of ribosome. Bases 1 to 330 code for a protein of 109 amino acids. The record is from RefSeq and is a predicted model, not a curated record. The transcript has 3 exons.
AUGGCACCCAAGGCAAAGAAGGCGACAUCGGACAACAUCAACAGCAAGCUCCAGCUUGUUAUCAAGAGUGGCAAGGUCAGCCUCGGCCUGAAGUCGGCUCUCAAGUCGAUGCGCAGUGGCAAGGCUAAGCUCGUCCUCAUCUCGGCCAACACUCCCCCGCUGCGCAAGUCGGAGCUCGAGUACUACGCCAUGCUUUCGAAGACCAGCGUUCACCACUACCAGGGCUCCAACGUGGCUCUCGGUACAGCUGCCGGAAAGCUCUUCCGUGUUGGUGUCAUGACCGUCCUCGACGCUGGUGACUCGGACCUCCUCAGCACCGUCGCUGCCUAA